CAAAAUAUCUUCUUCGUUUUCCACUUCCACAACGUACAAACAGGAAAAGCUAUCGAAUCCUCCUUUUCCAUACUUUCUCUCUUUCGCCGGAGUUGAAUUGCGGGUCAAUGGAGCCGGUACAUGGGGUAUUGACAUGCGGAUCGUGGAUCCGGAGACCCGACAACGUUAAUCUGGUGGUCUUGGGCAUGUCCAGGACUCGCGAUUCUUCUUCUGUGCUCGAGUUCUUCUCCUUCGAUCCCGAUACUACGUCUAUCUCUUCCUCUCCCUUGGCUACGCAUGUGCUUGAAGGAACUGAAGGUGAUCCAGUAACAAUUGCUGUACAUCCCAGUGGGGAUGAUAUUGUGUGUUCUACAACCAAAGGUGGCUGCAAAUUGUUUGAGUUGCGUAAUGAAGAAACAAAUUUGAAGGUGUUGGCAAAACAAUUACCUCCCUUACAAGAUGUCGGUCCACAAAAAUGCGUAGCCUUUAGUAUUGAUGGAUCUAGAUUUGUUACUGGUGGGGUGGAUGGGCAUCUCAGAAUUUUGGAGUGGCCUAGCCAACGCAUAAUUUUAGAUGAACCAACAGCACACAAAUCCUUCAGGGAUAUGGAUAUUAGCCUGGAUUCAGCAUUUUUAGCAUCAACAUCUUCUGAUGGUUCUGCGAGAAUAUGGAAUAUGGAAGAUGGUGUGCCUGUAACUACUUUAUCUCGCAAAUCGGAUGAGAAGAUUGAAUUAUGUCGGUUCUCUAAGGAUGGGACAAAACCAUUUUUAUUCUGUGCUGUUCAAAGAGGUGACAAAGCUAUUACUGCUGUUUACGACAUAAGUACAUGGAAUAAAAUAGGGUAUAAGAGGCUGCUUAAGAAACCUGCUUGUGUAAUGUCUGUCAGCCAGGAUGGGAAAUAUCUUGCUCUAGGAAGCAAGGAUGGGGACAUUUGUGUAGCUGAAGUAAAGAAAAUGGAGGUUAAGCACUAUAGCAAGAGGCUGCACCUGGGUACAUGCAUGACAUCCCUAGAGUUCUGUCCCAAUCAAAGGGUUGUACUAAGCACUUCCAAUGAAUGGGGGGCCGUAGUGACUAAGCUAAAUGUUCCUGCAGAUUGGAAAGAAUGGCAGAUUUAUUUGUUGCUUGUAGGGCUAUUUUUGGCGUCCGCUGUUGCAUUUUACAUUUUCUUUGAGAAUUCUGAUUCCUUUUGGAACUUCCCUCUCGGGAGAGGUCAACCUGCAAGACCAAAGUUUGAUUCCAUUAUAGGAGAUCCACAAUACUCUGAUGAUGCAUUUGGGCCGUUAGAUAUGUGAGUAAUUUGUUAGAUGAAGUCAUGAAAAAGAUCUGAAAAGAGAAAAACUAGUUAAAGAUUUGUCAUUUUCUUAGGAAAAUGAAAUGUAUUUUUGUCUGGGAAGGAUUCAGGAAAUUAACUAGACCUGCUUUGGAUAGAUUUUGAUAGUAUAUUCUUGUGCAUUUUGCUUGUCUACUUCAAUUUCUUACAAUUAAAUUAUGGACAUUGAAUUUA
Molecule: messenger RNA, 1483 nt
Organism: Hevea brasiliensis (rubber tree)
Lineage: Eukaryota; Viridiplantae; Streptophyta; Magnoliopsida; Malpighiales; Euphorbiaceae
Product: SEC12-like protein 1
Exons: 10
Coding region: 108-1271 (387 amino acids)
Biological process (GO): protein secretion
Cellular component (GO): endoplasmic reticulum membrane
Molecular function (GO): GTPase activator activity; protein binding; guanyl-nucleotide exchange factor activity
Source: RefSeq, a predicted model, not a curated record